Molecule: messenger RNA, 370 nt
Organism: Racocetra persica
Lineage: Eukaryota; Fungi; Glomeromycota; Glomeromycetes; Diversisporales; Gigasporaceae
Source: the annotation of a GenBank genome assembly
GCAUUAUGGAUAUGUUCUAAAUUGCCCGAAAAAGGUAAUUUUUGAAGGAAUAGUUGAUGAUUUUGAAAUCGCCCGCUACAAUCGCAAACAUCAUAAAUUAUUUUCUACCAAAACAAUUAAUUGCAAAAUCAUGAAGACUUUUACUUCAAUUUUGUUUGCAUUUGCGAUCAUUUUCAUCUUACUUGGCACUUCUGAAAGUGCUACUCUUGCUCGAAAUGGAACUCAAGCUUUGACAAAUGCGAAAAAGCGUGCUACUUACUGUCCUCCGGAUGCUCCUUAUUUAUGUUCUACUGGAUAUUGUUGCUACAACGCGGGUGAUCGUUGUUGUCUUGAUGACGUUGGUGGGUGCUGCUCCUCGGUAAAUGUCUAA